AAAUUUGCAUGGAAGGAACACGAUUUUCUUCCAAACUGAAAUCAAACACUACGUGCUAUUACGACUCUUGGACUCUCGUCUCCUCCUCCACGCGCCGCCGAGAUCAGACCAUCGCCUCCGGACAUUGAAAUCGUAGCAGCAAUACGGUGGAAGGCAACCCUCACAUUGCCAGGUUUUGAACGGAUUAUCAUUAUUUUUCGAUCAUUAAGAUCAGCGUUAUCUGACAGAAAUAAGCCUUGUGGUGAAAGUGCUACUUUUGGUGCAGAGUCUCCUCUUAUAGGAAGUAUGCUGCUCUGUGUUGAGACACUGCAAAUAUCUUUUCUUCAGAAACCAAGCCUGCAUCAAUAAAAGAUUAUGGUUUGGGUUCAAGGAAUUGGAAGAAUGCAGAUCCCCAGUACAAAAAGUCACCAUAAACGCCAGUGUUACUGCAGUAUCACUAGUGCACAUACUCCUGUUUCUGUUAUCAGCAUCAACGAACCCUGAAUUUGGACUUUCCUGAUGCGAAGCCUUUGUCUCCUCAAGUUUGCUGAGCAGUGGAAGCAGCAAACAGUUGAUCCCACCAAUCUUGGGACUCUCUGUAUGAUAAUUUUUAACGGCCAAUGUUGGAAGCUGUACAUGAGAUUGCCAUUUACAUUCACCGAUUUCACAACCUCGACUUGUUUCAGCAAGGAUGGUAUCAAAUCAAGGUCACAAUGAGAUGGGAGGAUGAAGAUUAUGGUUCUGUGGGUACUCCAGCAAGAGUUAUUCAAUAUGAAGCUCCUGAUUUGGAUUCUGAAUAUGUGCAUGGAAUAUGGAGAAUUGAUGAUGUGGACCACAGCUUCUCAACACACCCUUUUCGAAUUAAAUAUGCAAAGCAGGAUGUUCCGCUGUCAAUGAUGGUCACAUUCAACUUAUCACCUAGUACAUUGGAGGUUCCAUCCACAUCAGCUGUUAUUCUGACUUUUGAGCUGCUGUACACUCCUGUGCUGGAGAGCAGGGGUUAUCUUCAAGAUUCUCUGGAUAAUACUGCUUCAGUGCAUGAAUUUAGGCUCCCCCCUAAAGCUCUUUUGGGUUUGCAUGCCUAUUGCCCAGUUCAUUUUGAUGCUUUUCAUUCUGUGUUAGUUGAUGCUACUGUACAUGUGAGCCUGCUGAAAAUGGAUUGCACUUCCUCACCGAAGGUACCCAGUGAUCCCACUGCUAUCAAAGAGGAUAUCAGGGAGUAUGACAAUACAAAGCAGGUGAUGCUUGUACAUGCACUAUCAUGUUCUAGUGGCAUACUAUUGGAAGAUUUACAAAUGCUUGGCCAGGCCAUCAAUCAACCAGUUGAUAUGGAAGAUAUUACUUCUAGCGAAUUAUUUGGUUCCUCACCCAGAUCAGAUCAAGAAAUUCCUGAUGCUGAAGUUUCAGGACAUAUUUCAAGCAAAAUCAGAAAAUUUUCUGAGAAACUAGAUGGUGAAGGUGACUUUUAUAAUAACAAAACUUUUCAGCUAUCUGAGGUUAAAUUACUUGAAUUAAUUGAUUUGCUGGGCGAUCAAGUCUCAUACUUAUGGAGCAUAUUUUUGAAAUUUCACAGGGCUAACAAAAGGAAGAUUCUUGAAUUUCUCCACACCCAGUGGGCUAUCGACCGGAAAUCUGAAUGGUCAAUGUGGAUAGUUCGCACUAAGGUUAAGAUGCCCGAGCAAUAUAUAGGCUGUUGGGUUGAUGAGUCUUCUUACCAGCCUGUGCAGGGUAGACCUGCCAUUCCACAGAAGAUAACUGGUGAUCCUGCACAGACUGCUGCCAAUCAAGCAGAGCUUCUUAGGCAGAGUAUUGCAACGAUGAUGAUUGAGAAUAGGUCUAUUCAAGACAUGCAUAUAUAUGGAGAUCCAUUACACGUCCCUAUUGUAAUUGUAGAAGAAGCUGUCAAUGCACCUAUGCGUGCAAUGCGUAGAAACUCUUACUUCAGCCGAGUGGACCAGAAUGAUAGGAAUGGUUUAUUUCCUGGGUUUGACACUGACCCGGAAAACGCAUUAUCUGGUGUCAGCACUCGCCCAAAUGGCCGCGCCCUGAAGAUUGUAGUUUUUGUCCAUGGAUUCCAGGGACACCAUCUGGACUUGCGUCUUAUUCGCAAUCAAUGGCUCUUGAUAGACCCCAAGGUGGAGUUUCUUAUGUCAGAAAUUAAUGAGGAGAAAACAUCUGGAGAUUUUAGAGAAAUGGGGCAGAGGCUAGCAGAAGAAGUUGUAUCAUUUGUGAAGAAGAAAAUGGAUAAAGUGACUCGAUCUGGUGUCUUGGGAACAAUCAAACUCAGCUUUGUCGGGCAUUCGAUUGGAAACAUAAUUUUGAGAACUGCACUAACUGAUAGCAUUAUGGAACCAUAUCUGACAUACUUGCACACAUAUCUCUCUGUCUCUGGCCCACAUCUUGGUUAUCUUUACUGCUCGAACUCGUUAUUUAAUGGGGGUUUGUGGCUCAUGAAGAAACUCAAGGGCACACCAUGUAUCCACCAGCUCACUUUUACUGAUGAUCCUGAUCUCGAAAAUACGUUCUUGUACAAACUAUGCAAGAAAAGGACUUUGGAGAAUUUCAGGAAUGUUAUUCUGUUGUCUUCACCUCAGGAUCGCUACGUUCCAUAUCACUCUGCUAGAAUUGAGAUGUGCCCAGCAUCUUCAGGAGACCAGUCGAAAAAGGGGAAGGUUUUCUUGGACAUGCUAAACGAAUGCUUAGACCAAAUACGAGCAAGGUCCUCAGAGCCUCGAGUGUUCAUGCGCUGCGACGUCAACUUCGAUCUGUCCGCGCAAGGGAAGACCAUCGAUACCAUAAUCGGCCGUGCUGCUCAUAUUGAGUUCCUGGAUUCCGACAUCUUUGCCAAGUUUAUAAUGUGGUCCUUCCCAGAAUUGUUUCGAUGAUCACCAGGUUGUUGUUGUCUCUGUCUCCCUACACUACCAUCAGUGGUAAACGUACAAAAAAAGCAUCGGAAAGGCUACACUAUUAUUUAGAUUUGCACGCAGUCAUUUUUGAGUUCA
This is a messenger RNA of Salvia miltiorrhiza (redroot sage), 2981 nucleotides long. RefSeq lists its product as uncharacterized. NCBI's taxonomy places the organism in Eukaryota, Viridiplantae, Streptophyta, Magnoliopsida, Lamiales, Lamiaceae. Bases 600 to 2864 code for a protein of 754 amino acids. The transcript is spliced from 16 exons. The record is from RefSeq and is a predicted model, not a curated record.